Sorex fumeus (smoky shrew) is the source of this 1602-nucleotide messenger RNA. RefSeq names its product solute carrier family 7 member 5 (gene SLC7A5). Gene Ontology annotation, molecular function: neutral L-amino acid transmembrane transporter activity; L-amino acid transmembrane transporter activity. Gene Ontology annotation, biological process: neutral amino acid transport; amino acid transmembrane transport. The record is from RefSeq and is a predicted model, not a curated record. The transcript is spliced from 10 exons. NCBI's taxonomy places the organism in Eukaryota, Metazoa, Chordata, Mammalia, Eulipotyphla, Soricidae. Gene Ontology annotation, cellular component: membrane. The coding region runs from base 1 to 1530 and encodes 509 amino acids.
AUGGCGGGCGCGGGCGCCAGGCGGCGCGCGGCGGGCGCGGGCGCGGGCGCGGGGCCGGCGGGCGACGAGGAGCCGGCGCGCGAGCGGAUGCUGGCGCCGGCGGGCGCGGGCGCGGGCGCGGGCGAGGGCGAGGCGGUGGCGCUGCAGCGCAGCAUCACGCUGCUCAACGGCGUGGCCAUCAUCGUGGGCACCAUCAUCGGCUCGGGCAUCUUCGUGACGCCCACGGGCGUGCUCAAGGAGGCGGGCUCGCCGGGGCUGGCGCUCGUGGUCUGGGCCGCCUGCGGCGUCUUCUCCAUCGUGGGCGCGCUCUGCUACGCCGAGCUGGGCACCACCAUCUCCAAGUCGGGCGGCGACUACGCCUACAUGCUGGAGGUCUACGGCUCGCUGCCCGCCUUCCUCAAGCUCUGGGUGGAGCUGCUCAUCAUCCGCCCGUCCUCGCAGUACAUCGUGGCGCUGGUCUUCGCCACCUACCUGCUCAAGCCCGUCUUCCCCACGUGCCCGGUGCCCGAGCCGGCCGCCAAGCUGGUGGCCUGCCUCUGCGUGCUGCUGCUCACGGCCGUGAACUGCUACAGCGUGAAGGCCGCCACGCGCGUGCAGGACGCCUUCGCUGCCGCCAAGCUCCUGGCUCUGGGCCUCAUCAUCCUGCUGGGCUUCAUCCAGCUCGGGAAGGGCAAUGUGUCCAACCUGAACCCCACACACUCCUUCGAGGGCACCAAACUGGAUGUGGGCAACAUCGUGCUGGCCCUCUACAGCGGGCUCUUCGCUUACGGCGGAUGGAACUACCUGAACUUCGUCACGGAGGAGAUGAUCAACCCCUACAGGAACCUGCCCCUGGCCAUCAUCAUCUCCAUGCCCAUCGUCACGCUGGUGUACGUGCUCACCAACCUGGCCUACUUCACCACGCUUAGCACGGAGCAGAUGCUGGCGUCCGAGGCCGUGGCCGUGGACUUCGGCAACUACCACCUGGGUGUCAUGUCCUGGGUCAUCCCCGUCUUCGUGGGCUUGUCCUGCUUCGGCUCCGUCAACGGCUCCCUCUUCACUUCGUCCAGGCUGUUCUUCGUGGGCUCCCGGGAAGGGCACCUGCCGUCCGUCCUCUCCAUGAUCCACCCGGACCUCCUCACCCCCGUGCCCUCCCUCGUGUUCACGUGUGUCAUGACCCUGCUCUACGCCUGCUCCAGCGACAUCUUCUCCGUCAUCAACUUCUUCAGCUUCUUCAACUGGCUCUGCGUGGCGCUGGCCAUCCUGGGCCUCCUCUGGCUGCGCUACAAGAGGCCUGAGCUGGAGCGACCCAUCAAGGUGAAUCUGGCUUUGCCGCUCUUCUUCAUCCUGGCCUGCUUCUUCCUCAUCGCCGUCUCCUUCUGGAAAACGCCCGUGGAGUGCGGCAUCGGCUUCGCCAUCAUCCUCAGCGGGCUGCCCAUCUACUUCCUCGGGGUGUGGUGGAAAGACAAGCCCAAGUGGCUUCUGCAGGGCAUCUUUUCCACCACCGUCCUCUGCCAGAAGCUCAUGCAGGUGGUUCCCCAGGAGAACUGAGCAGUCACAGCUGCCGGCAGACCCGGAUGACCAGCACCCGCCAGCCCGGCGCACUCUAGGGCCGCGUCAGCC